This is a messenger RNA of Eleginops maclovinus (Patagonian blennie), 6998 nucleotides long. RefSeq names its product ecotropic viral integration site 5 like (gene evi5l). NCBI's taxonomy places the organism in Eukaryota, Metazoa, Chordata, Actinopteri, Perciformes, Eleginopidae. The transcript is spliced from 20 exons. The coding region runs from base 476 to 3034 and encodes 852 amino acids. The record is from RefSeq and is a predicted model, not a curated record.
GAUUUACUCAGUAAUGAUUGAUGCUGCCGUUUAUACCAUAUCCCCGUUGAACCGCAGGCGACAUUGCACGGCUGCCAUGCUAUUUUAGCGGAUCUCUACGGAAGUAUUGUCCUCCUUCAAUUCCUGUCACACACACGGGCCUCUCCAGCUGUGCGACGCGGCGCUGGCUCCGGGUUGAGCGGCGUCAGGACGAUGGCACUGCGCUGGAUCGUCUCCCUCUAUUUGUCCUCGGUGGUCUAUUAAGAUUUUAACUUGCUGAAAACAAACACACUUUUGACAUUUACGACACGCCGAUGUUGGAGCGACUAUAGACGCACCGCUCUGAUUAUGGAAAGGGAGUCCAGGUUUGAAGACCUCUGAUCAUAUUGGGUCCGUGGCCAGCCAGGCAAGCUGAGGAGGGAGACCAGCAGUGAGACUGGAAGAGUGUCUCUCCUCACCCACACUGCUUAACCCACCCCACUCACCCGUCAGCGCCAUGUCGCUACCCAGCAGCAGCCCAGAGAGGGAGGGUCUUCCUCAGCUGGAGUGUCCUUCUUCGCCUUCCGGCAUGGACCCAGACCCGCCAUCGACUGGCAGCCCAGUGCUAAGCCCGGACUCAUCUUCCCAUGAUGCAACGCUGUCGGCACCAGCAGCCUCUCCUGCAGACUCGGAGAACCUGAGUCCAGAUGAACUUGAGCUGCUGGCCAAACUGGAGGAGCAGAACAGGUUGUUGGAGGCUGACUCCAAGUCCAUGCGGUCGAUGAGCGGCUCCCGGCGCAACAGCGGCUCCUCGCUGGUGUCCAGCUCCUCGGCCUCCUCCAACCUGUCUCACCUGGAGGAGGACACCUGGAUCCUGUGGGGCCGCAUCGUCAAUGAGUGGGAGGAGUGGAGACGCAAGAAGGACAAACUCCUAAAGGAGUUGAUCAGGAAAGGCAUCCCUCACCAUUUCCGGGCCAUCGUCUGGCAGCUGCUGGGCAACGCCACUGACAUGCCGGUGAAGAACCAGUACUCGGAGCUGCUAAAGAUGUCGUCCCCGUGCGAGAAGCUCAUCCGCAGAGACAUCGCCCGCACCUACCCCGAGCAUGAGUUCUUCAAAGGCCAGGACAGCCUGGGGCAGGAAGUCCUCUUCAAUGUUAUGAAGGCGUACUCUCUGGUGGACCGAGAGGUGGGCUACUGCCAAGGCAGUGCAUUCAUUGUCGGUCUGCUGCUUAUGCAGAUGCCUGAGGAGGAGGCUUUUUGUGUGUUUGUGCGUCUGAUGCAGGAGUACCGUCUGAGGGAGCUGUUCAAACCCAGCAUGGCCGAGCUGGGCCUCUGCAUCUACCAGUUUGAGUAUCUGCUUCAGGAGCAACUUCCAGAGCUCAAUGUCCAUUUUCGAUCCCAGAGUUUCCACACUUCCAUGUAUGCCUCGUCCUGGUUCCUCACCCUUUUCCUCACCUUCCUGCCUCUUCCUGUUGCCACGCGCAUCUUCGAUAUUUUCAUGUAUGAGGGCUUAGAGAUUAUCUUCCGUGUGGGCCUGGCCAUCCUGCAGUACAACCAGACUGACCUAAUUCAGCUGGACAUGGAGGGAAUGUCGCAGCAUUUCCAGAAGGUGAUCCCCCACCAGUUUGACAGCUGCACAGAUAAGCUGAUCCUCAGGGCCUACCAGGUCAAAUACAACCCCAAGAGGAUGAAAAAACUUGAGAAAGAAUACACCACAAUCAAGAACAAAGAAAUGGAAGAGCAAAUUGAAAUCAAGAGGUUACGCACAGAAAACAGGCUGCUGAAGCAAAGGAUUGAGACGUUGGAGAAGGAGAGUGCCGCUCUGGCAGACAGACUGAUACAGGGUCAGGUGACGAGGGCACAGGAAGCCGAGGAGAACUACGUGAUCAAGCGGGAGCUGGCGGUGGUGAGGCAGCAGUGCAACACAGCCAGCGAGAGCCUCGAGAAAGCACUUGACACCAUCAGAGAGCUGCAAGAACAGAAGUACACAGAGCCGUUUGUGACCAAUCUGCAGACACAGCUGGAGCAAUCCAGACUGCAUGAGGCCGAACUGUUUGGGGCGCUGAAAGAAAUGCAAGACAAAGUCCUCGAUCUGGAGAAGAGAAGCUCUUGCCUGCCUGAUGAGAACAACGUGGCUGCUCUGCAGGAGGAGCUGAAGCAGAUAAAGCUGAGGGAGCUGGAGACACUGCGUUCAUUCAGAGAGAUGCAGGACACCGUCACUGAUCUCAACCAGCGCUGGCAGCUCCAUAUGUCCCGCGGUAGCAGCACAGGGGGAGGGGGGGGCCACUGGAAGGAAUCCCCGAAGAAGAACGCCAUGAACGAGCUGCAGGACAAACUGAUGACUGUCAGACUGAGGGAGGCCCAGGCUCAGGCUGAGCUCCGAGAGGUCAAACUCAAGGCCCUGCAGCUGGAGAGCCAGAACCAGAUCCACAGCAAGCUGAAUGGUCGCAACGAUCAGGAACGCUCCGCCCUGCAGGACCGGCUCCAGAUGCUGGCCAAUCAGAACAAAGCUCUCCAGGCCCAGCUCAACGAGAUGAAAAGGAAGCAGGCCGAGUUAGACUGCAAGAGUAAAGAGGAAGUGAUGGCGGUUCGACUGAGGGAAGCAGACAGUAUGGCUGCCAUGGCUGAACUCAGGCAGAAGGUUGCUGAUCUUGAGAUACAGAAGGAGGAAGGGCUGAUCCAGGGCCAGCUGAACCACUCGGACUCCAGACAGUACAUCAACGCGCUGCGGGAUCAGAUCGCUGAGCUUAAGAAUGAGAUCAGGCAGAUGCGAGGGCAUAAGGCGGCCCCCAGCUCCAGGGUCAGCAGUGGAGGAGGAAGUGCCAACUACCAGGAUCUCUGUCUGACCAGCCCUACCUCCGCAGAGGGGGACUACCUGAGCUCAGACGAGGACCUCCUCCCCAGCCCACUGCCUCCCAACGCCCUGUAUCCCAGCCUGUCCAGCCAGUGUCACCCGUCUGCCCGCCUCGACAGCGAAGGCAGCACGGACAGCGAGGCAGAGGAGCGGGUUCUGACACAUCCGGACCCUCAGCAGCUGUACGGCAGCAUGGUGUGCGCCGAGGCGCUGGAUAACUGAGACCUGGAGGGGUGAAGGUUUCUUUGGAUUCUUUAAACUUGAGCUCUACAGGACAAGACUUUGCUUCUGUAAACACAGGCUGUAUAAUCCUACUCGCUUCUCCGGUGUUUACAUUGAUGCAGACAUAGUGGCAUUGAUUGGACCUCUCCUGAUCAUCACUCCCCAUCAUCCCCAUCACCGUGUUCCCCACGCUGACAAUUCCUGUGUUCCCUGACAAAGACAAACAUAUAAUACUCAAUAAUAUGGCCUGAAACUGGGCCAUGGAGACUGCUGUAGCCUCUUGCUGCUCGACAUCGCAUAGCAGACCUGGAUCUGUGACUUUGAGCAGUGAAACAUGGGUAGAAAGAAAAAAACUGACACACUGUAUGCUCGGUCUACCCUUAUGUGACUCUUCUUCCUGAUUGGUUCAGAGUUAUUUAUCCUCUCUUUUCCCUUUAUAUGCUCUUAUUAGAAGGAAACACACAAAAAAUCUAUCAGUGGUCGAUUUACCUUUCGGUAUUAGAGAAGUGUUAAAAGUAGAAGAAGUUGCUGAGAAGACCAGGUGCAGUGAGGAAAUAUAUACCCAUCAAACUGAAGGGAUAUCACAAGAAUGCAUUCAUUAAUGAAUCAUGAACUCUUUAACAUAUUAACAUCUGUGGCUUGCAGAUGACAACAUGCCAGACGAGUUAACAGCUCAUAUCAAAACACAUUCACCAUAACCCAAGAAAAGAAAGGAAGAAAGUUAAUGUUGCCAAAUCUUUUGUUUUGUCUUUUUUAAAUUAUUUAUAUAUGUUGUAAUUUAUUUAAACUUUUUUUUGAUAUAUAUAUAUAUCUAUAUAUGUAUAUGAAACUUUAGGAGUGUAGAUACCGACAGAGGCCAAACUUUCUACACCGUCCUUUGUGCCAACGAGUCGUCUGUUACAGGUUUACUUACUGUGAGUGUUUCAGAGACUAAAAUGUGCUGCUAUGAUUUUGAAUUUACUACUUUGUUCUGUUCUUUUUUGUGUAAUCUUUUAGAGUUCAUCACGCAACCUCCUGUUUACCAUAGAUUCGAUGACGGCUACUGUGCAGACUGAUCAAAUCUUUAAAAAACUGAGCAGUUUAUAGCUUAAUGCCUCCCUGGAGUUUCUCAACGUUUAGCUGGGUUUUUUUUAAUGGUUUUUCUUCAAAUGCAUUAUCGAUGUUUAUGUGCGAUUCAAAGGAAUAGUUUGACAUUUAGGAGCAUUAAUUUGCUUUCCUGCUGAAAGUAAGAUGAGAAUGUUGACAUCACUCUGUCUGUUAAAAAAAACUAGAGCAAGGCGACAGUUAGCCUAGCUUAGCAUGUUGCAUAUAGACCAUGGGUUGUAAAAGGUUUUUUGAAGGGUGGCCAUAAAUGAUAAAAUGGUACGCUAAAGUAACAUUAGCAAAGGACAAUAGUCAGGGAACAUCAUAAGUCAGGGAACUGACUCAAAAAUAUCAAUUACAACUACAAUGCAAGAUAUACCUGGGUUUGCUCAUGUUAGCUUAUGAGCUAACAAGUAAGGGUAAGUAGUAAAAUCCCUCUGUAUUUAAUUGAGUAAAAGUGCAAUUUAUGACUUGUUAUUUCACUUUGAACUUGUAAAAGGAAGAUUUGGUGUUUUCCCUUUUCAAAGUGACAACCUUAAAUUAGUGAGCAUCAGAGCCAGGCUAGUGUUGCCCCUUUUUGCAGUCUUUAUGCUAAUAUGAGAUAACCAACCCCUGUAGCUUCAUAUUUAACAGACAGGCAUGACCGUAUUCUCUGUGUUCUCACUCAGUGUCAAACAACUCCUUUAAUUGUCAGUGUCCCAUAGAAGCCAAAAGAAAUUCAGGUAACAGUUCUGUUCUGGACUCUCCAGUUCAUUUGCUCAUAUCACUUUUUGACAGCAUGUUGGCCGAUGAAAGUGGAGAGUACUUCUUAUCGAAUGGAUAACAGAGAGGGUUUGGGGGGAAAAUAUUUUACAUAUCAAACAUUAAUAUAUUCUGUGUAGAAAAAAAGGGUUGUAAAAUGUAUGGAGACAUAUACAAUAUACAGUGUAACAGGAACAAAGUAUAAGGAAACCAUUUUAAGCUGUGUCACUGUCUUGUCAAGUUUUACUGAAGAUGGUGAGUGUGUAUAGUUUUAUCAAACAGGGUGUCAAAUUUAGAGCAGUGAUCGCUCUUUGCACUACAGAGAAAGAGGAAGUCUACUUAUGAAAUUAAGCAGUGAGUGAUAGUGUGGAUGAUCAAUUCAUUUCUUAGUAUAUUCAGCUCUGCUGGACUUGACGUUAUCUAAGUAUCGUGAUUCAAGAUCAUCCAUUCUGACUUUGCAUUGUGCUUCAUUAUUUUUCGUAUUUUCUGUAAACUCUCAAAAGACAGACUUUCCUUACCAACGUUUGUUUGAACCAAAUGUCAGAGGAGAGGACAGUCUUCUAAGAAAUAAGGAAAGAGGAUGUUGGUUUGCCCACCAUACUCUUGCAAAUAACAGCUUUUAUUAGUCAUUGAGGGGUGUAGCAACUGAAAUCUAUUAACUACAAUAAGUGUUUGGAUGCUAUAACACAAAAUGAGUGUUAGGUUAUUAGUCCAACUGGCAGCAGCUGUUUGAGUGAUGAGAUUUAGGCGCCUUCAGAUUCAUUUACUUUGGCUGAAUUCUUCACUUAGUUGAGUUAUAAUCCUUAAGAUCAUUCUAUUAAACAUCUUUUAUAACAACAAAUAUUUAUGGAUCUUAUCAUAUUAUUACAUAUUUAUUUUUACUGAUGAUCAACUGGAAAAGAUGGAUUUCCGCACUGGACAUGAUGUGGUUGAAAAAGACACAAGUAAACAUGGGUCGGAAAACAUUGGUGACUGUGAGUCUCUCAGGUUCCAGUAAACUAUUUCAGAAAUGCUUGACACGUGGUCCCAUUUCUCUCAUUGUAUAACGUGACCCCUUCUUUUUUGUUCAAAACAUUGUGUAGCGAUCAGUCCUGUGGGCCAAUGAUUAGUUUGGUUGUACUGUAAACAAAUGGAAAACUUGUUCUCGUCUUUUGCAUUUCUGAAACCACUUAGAGUAACCAUCGUUAGAGCAUUUCUAUCUGUUCUCUGGGAGCUGUUUUAAUAAAACAUCCCCAUCACUAAGUCAGAUCCAUCACUAACUGAAAUCUUCAGGAUUUUAACUUAAUUGCUUUAUUUUUGGUUUAAGUCAGAAUUUAAAGAAGACUUCUAUUCAGGACUGAGAAUCAGUUUCCUUUCCAAAGUGAACCCUAACCUGUUUUCAGAUCCGUGCUCAGUGUCUUAAACACAUAACAACACUCCUGCUCAGUGAUGGUGCUCUCUUCUCACCACUGUCUGAAUACAACUCUAUGUACUGUGACAAAACAUUUUGAUAUGUUUGUAAAUUACUUUUAAUAUGGUACAAGCUCUCAUCCUUAGUAUUAUUUUUAUAAUUACCAGCCUACUUUGGUUUCUCCUGCUAACAGCAUUACACAAGACAAGAUUGAUUAAACCUCCUAAUGUGCCAAACCAGUAGGUAGAUUUACACACUUCAUGUUAGUUUACCAAGUGGUUCAUCAAGUCAGCCACUACAGCCCUUCAUUAAACAGCCAUGUAAUAUAAAGUGAUGUGUGAACUGAAAUACAAUCACACUGUGUUGCUCCAGAUUUAUCAUCUUGUAACUGAAUCAUCCAACCAUUUCCAUGAUCUAAAGCGGGAAAUAAGACAAUGCAGAGCUAAAUUGUGUGUCACAUGUGAGUUCUUCCUCACAAAAAGUGUUGAUUAGUCUGGAGUAGGAUUUCUCCGAUGUACUGUAUGUGCUGUAUGUGACAGCCGUUUGAUUUCCACAGCAUCAUACCCAGGAACUAGCCCACCCUCUCUCUUUCUGUCUUGCAAUUCAACUGAUGUUAUUAUCGAAUAUAUAUAAUGACAGUAAAGAUUAUAUGAAUUCCAGUAUGAUGGGGAAAAAAAUACAUUUCAGUGUUGUGUAUCCUAUGAAUGAUACAAAAUAAACGUUGACAUUGCACCUUUGCAAUGGCCCAAA